Messenger RNA from Saccostrea cuccullata (small rock oyster), 2596 nucleotides. Its product is annotated as bone morphogenetic protein 1-like. The transcript is spliced from 15 exons. Gene Ontology annotation, molecular function: serine-type endopeptidase activity. The coding region runs from base 65 to 2167 and encodes 700 amino acids. NCBI's taxonomy places the organism in Eukaryota, Metazoa, Mollusca, Bivalvia, Ostreida, Ostreidae. The record is from RefSeq and is a predicted model, not a curated record.
UCUUAAAAAGUGACAACCGGACUCUGGGUUAUAAUACUCCAAUGUACCUUUAAUUCGGUAUAGGAUGAACAUGUAUCUCUUUGUCCUCUUGAUUUUGCUUUCUCCAUUUCUUGUGAAGGGUGAUUGUCAUGGUAACCAACUUACGGCGGGAAAUGGCAUGAUACAAAAUGAAGGCUACCCUUAUAACUAUAGCAACAAUCUCAACUGCUCAUGGACCAUCCGUGCAUCCUCUAUGGAACAGGUCAUCCUCACCUUUUACACGAUCAUGGUGGACGACUGCGAAAACUGCGAAUGUGAUUAUGUUCAGAUAAGAGACGGUCCUGAAAUGUCAAGCCCAGUAAUUGGUAAAUACUGUGGAGAGAUCACGCAGCCAUUUUCUGUCAUAUCAUCAGGCAAUGCCAUAACUGUAGAGUUUAUGACGGAUGAAACCAGCGAAGGAGAAGCCUUGAAUGGAUUUACAGCAAACUACACAUCUAUACCUAUGUGUGGUGGGAACUUCACAACCAUGAACGGUACCAUCAUGUCCCCUGCUAUUAACAACAUGUACCCACACAACGCAGACUGUGUAUAUCAGAUCACUGUUCCUCCAAUGUACCAAGUCUUCUUCAAAGUAGAGAGGUUAAUCCUACAGGAUAAAGGAGAGGACAAUAUCUGCUCUGACUAUCUGCAGCUAAAGGAGACUGCGAGUGGUAUGGACUUGGGCAGAUAUUGUGGAGAAAUGGACAGGUUUAGCGUUAUAACAUCAGGAAACACAGCCUACGCUAGGUUCGUCUCCGACAACCUGACCACGGCACAAGGCUUCACCGUGUUCUGGGAUGCCAUUGACUGCACAAAUGAAUACACAAUGGCCAGUGGAAUGAUCAGCUCUCCGAGUUUUGGAGGUUUGUACCCUUCUAACACCAACUGUACCUAUAGAAUCACAUUACCAGCAGACAAGAAUGUCUUCCUGAAGUUUUCAGUAUUUGAACUAGAACAACAGGCAGUGGAGGACUCUGUGGAAACGCCAGGACGGGAUUGCGCCGACAGUCUGGAGAUAUAUGACUCUGGCAGACAAUUGGAAGCUUAUUGUGGCCUCAGAGAUCCCUUCAGCAUUAUGUCUACAUCUAAUAUGUUGUUUAUGACAUUUAUGACAAAUUUUCCUUUCAACCGUCAAGGAUUCAUGGCGGAAUAUGAAACUUCAGAUCCUGAAAUGAUAUAUACUGACUACAGUGGGAUGAUCACGCCUCCCCUGUUUCGAUUUAUGUAUGCACAUAACAUAAACAAGAAUUUCACCAUCGCCAGACCACAAAAUGAGCCCAUCUUCCUGACAGUGAUCAAUUUUGAAGUGCAGGAGGCGGUCAAUGGUACCUGUGUGGAUUAUAUCCAGAUAGGCUUUGACAGAACGUGUGGAGAACAAGACCCCAUGAUGUACCUCUUCUAUGGAUCUGUAUCAUUUAGCUUCGUAUCAGAUUUGUCCAUUUCCGGUGCUGGUUUUCAAGCCCAGUAUGACGUAUGCAAUACGACCAUCACUGACGAGUCUGGUAUGCUUCGCUCGCCUGGUUACCCUGCCGUGGUAUAUGAAAAUAUAACAUGUACCCGCACACUCCGACAAACAUAUCAACGGGUAUUCGUCAUCGACUUCACUGAUUUUCAACUCCCUCCCAAAGUCAAUGGAGCCUGUGAAAGCUAUGUCAUGAUAACUGACCUACAUACUGGGGUCAUUGGGAUCACGACAGAGGUCAAUGGCCAGAUGAUGAUGGAGACCAGACUUUGUGGAAAUCGAGGUCCUUUUAACGUCACAAUCAAAGCCAGGGAGAUCAGCAUCAUGUACAAGUCCCUAUUCUCAAGAAACACGUUUGGUUACAGCAUGAACUUCAACAUUUCCGAUAUACCAACGACUACAACUUCAACAACAACGCAAGGUCCUUCUCAAACAACGACUGUUGAAGAUGAUGGACCAGGGACAACACUCAACAAUUCUCUUAGUGUUCCAAUAAUUGUGGCCAUCAUCAUUAUCAGUGUUCUCCUGUUUAUAAUUGCUGUGAUUUGCAUCAUAAAAGCAAAGAGCUCACAGAAUAACACUGGAAGUUUAGAAAUGCUCGCGGUGCGCAGAACACGACAAUCGGCUGCCUUGUAUAACCCUGCAUACGAGUCAAACGACGAGUUGAACGGAGGAGAAUUCAAAUAAACCAUACAUUCGGAAGCUAUUGUAGCCUUGCGUUCUACCCAAAUUGUGAAAUUCCAGUGUUCAUAUUUGUUAAACUGUGAUAUGUCAUUACACUUCAUCACCGACCAUUUCAACAUCCGGUUGUUGCAUCCAUAGUAAACCUGACGACAUCAUAAAUACGUAUGGCAUUGCGGUGAAAGGAAAUGUAACGGCCAUAAUAUAAUCCAGAGUGAUUUACCUUUCCAGUGUUAUAGAUCCUUAUUUAUAAUAAUUUCCAUCAUAUCGUAAUCAAUUAUUAUGUAAGAUCACUUACUCUUUAAUCGGAUUGUGGUUAGAGUAUUGCUUGUAUGACAUCCUGAAUAUAGCCUCGUAGAAGGAGGUGCAGAUAUUUAGAGACAUUACAAAUCAAUGAUGUUGUAUAUACAUGUCAAUCUUGUCCUUAUGUAUGUG